GCGUCCGGGCGCCUUUUGCAACACGCGCGUUUGUUUUGUCGUGAGAUAAAGGUCGCGUUGGCGGACUACAUUGUUUUACGCAAAAUCGAUUGGAUACAAUUUUCGGUAAUAAUCUUCCAAGAAAAACAGAGUUACGGCAUCGAAGAUAAUUGUUAAAAAUGGAAAUUAGAUGAAGUUUGGAAAUGAACUCGUCGGAACUCACCGACGGUGAUUAUUGGAAUAGAAAAAGAUGCGUGGAUGCAGUCGUCGAUUUAACUAGGUGCCCCAUCAAUGCUACGAAACUGGUAUUAAUGUGCGAAAGUGUAGGUGAGAAGCUAUACGAGUUCUACUGUCAGUUGAAUAAAUCAAGUGAUAAAACGUUUGUAUGUGCCGAAUGUAAUGAGAACGAAAGCCGUAACGUUUCGGAAAAUAUUACUAUCGCUUUAUUUGGUGUCGAAAAUGUAAGCGAGUUUGUGUUCACAACGGCUUGGAUAAGUAGCACUUAUAAAUGUAGAUAUUUUGGAGACGACGAAAAUUAUUGGACAUGCAUUACGACCAAUUUUAGUUUCAAUUACGUUUCAGUCAACGGAACCAACGGAAGCUUUUUUUGGGAUGGAACUAAUUACGAUUGGAGUUUUCUAUUUGUGGCCGUUUUUAUUAUAGCCGGUGGUUUAGGCAAUAUACUUGUGUGUUUAGCUGUGCUGCUAGACAGAAGAUUGCAAAAUGUAACGAACUACUUUUUACUAUCACUCGCAAUCGCCGACUUACUUGUCAGUCUCUUCGUUAUGCCUCUGGGUGCCAUACCAGGAUUUUUAGGUUACUGGCCGUUUGGAGUAAUAUGGUGCAACAUUUAUACAACUUGCGACGUAUUGGCCUGUUCGUCUUCCAUCAUGCACAUGUGCUUCAUAAGUCUGGGGCGAUAUUUGGGAAUUCGCAAUCCCUUAAAGACGAGACACAGCACGACCACUCGCACAAUAGCUCUCAGAAUUAUACUCGUAUGGCUUCUUUCAAUGUUAAUUUCGAGUUAUAUCACAGUCUUAGGCGUUACAAAUAACGAUAACAUAAUGCCACAAGAAAACAUGUGUGUCAUAAAUAAUCGAGCAUUCUUCGUUUUCGGUUCGCUCGUUUCGUUUUAUAUUCCAAUGGUGAUCAUGGUAGUGACCUAUGCUCUCACCGUGCAACUUUUGAGGAAAAAGGCACGUUUUGCAGCCGAAAAUUUGGAACCUGAUCGAUUUCGGCGAGUGGGAGGAAGAUUCGGAUCCAAAACAGAGAGAACCAUACCAACAAUAUCGGCGCAAAAUUCGAUGUGGCGAACCACAGGUGGUCUUGAUAGGUCGACCCACGCUCUACGGAUAACUUCGCAACUUCCCUACGCAAAUGGAGGGCAUCUUAACAGCGCCACCGGUUCCUCGUCGGGCACCAAGCACCGAGAUCAAAGCACCCAGACACCUGAGAACAUUGCCAAAGAGACCAGAAAUUUUAAGUUGCGUUCUCUAAAACUACAACUCAAUAACGUACCAUCGAAUUUGAAUUUCCGAUUUGCAGCUUUAGUUGUUACGUAUCGAGAACAAUUCGGUCGACUGAAGACGAAAAAAGCGAUACGAGUAAAAGUACAUAAAAAUAAAAACGGAUCACCGUAACUUUACAGAGCCGGAGGGGUUACCAUCAUUUCAAUUUCAUUGCGGGAAAUUGAAAAUAAAUACCGUUUUCGUACUACAGAUAUAUAAUCCCCAUUACGCACGCAGUAAUGAGGACAGACCUUAUCAUACGGAAGCAGCACGUCAUCUUAUGAAAAUAUUAUUUCCCAGACAUAGUCGUAAAUUACGUAUAUGUAUUGAGAGAGAAGACGCCAAUAAAACUUUGAAUUUUUAUUUAUUGGUGGGGUGUCAGCGUCUUUUUUCUAGUUUUAUGAAACAAAAUGGAGGCAACUCGGAAUUGAUCACGAAUAUUUUAGCUAACUAGAUCGUUUAAUGACCUGGUCCUUACGAAUGAAAUUUAGCAACAAAAAAGGCUCGCAAAUGAACUUCUCCACCAACUAUCCUUUGCGCCAAUCCACAAAGUAAUUUCCAUACUUUAAAUAUAGGUACGCAACCGAGGACAGACUGCACAAAUGAAAUUGCUGGUUCACUUUAUAGCGAAGGGUUCUAAGUGCAUCACUUAACAAACUCCUCUAAGUUGUUAGAUUAAUGCACGAAUUAAAUCGUGCCUAUUAAUAGUUAACUGAUCGCUUUCAUUUAUAGGUUGUUAACGGGAAGGGCGAAACGAAAAAACCUGGCCAAUUCUGUCGCGACUGAACAGAAAGCUUCCAAAGUUCUAGGAUUAGUAUUUUUUACGUUUGUAUUCUGCUGG
Messenger RNA from Photinus pyralis (common eastern firefly), 2328 nucleotides. It is a transcript of the gene 5-HT2A, whose product is annotated as 5-hydroxytryptamine receptor 2C. The record is from RefSeq and is a predicted model, not a curated record. Gene Ontology annotation, molecular function: G protein-coupled serotonin receptor activity; neurotransmitter receptor activity; serotonin binding. Gene Ontology annotation, biological process: chemical synaptic transmission; serotonin receptor signaling pathway; G protein-coupled receptor signaling pathway, coupled to cyclic nucleotide second messenger. The transcript is spliced from 6 exons. Lineage: Eukaryota; Metazoa; Arthropoda; Insecta; Coleoptera; Lampyridae. Gene Ontology annotation, cellular component: membrane; dendrite. Bases 183 to 1619 code for a protein of 478 amino acids.